Molecule: messenger RNA, 1774 nt
Organism: Siniperca chuatsi (mandarin fish)
Lineage: Eukaryota; Metazoa; Chordata; Actinopteri; Centrarchiformes; Sinipercidae
Product: zinc finger protein 501-like
Exons: 2
Coding region: 118-1317 (399 amino acids)
Source: RefSeq, a predicted model, not a curated record
AACGGUUCCCGGAAGUGGCGUUAGUGCGAGUGAAUACCGGAACUAACAGAAGACAAAGAAUUAGCUAAAGACCCGACAGUAUUUAGCAGUCUGUCCUCCGCUUUGACUCUGUCAAAGAUGUCCAGACUUCAGAGUCUGAAGCUUUUUAUCAACCAGCGGCUAACUGCGGCUGUCGAGGAGAUAUUCGGACAUUUUGAGAAAACAAUAACCGAGUAUGAAGAGGAGCUGGGCCGCCGCCGCAGGCUGCUGGACGUGUCCUCCAGACCGGACCCGACGCUGCGAAGUGAAGGCGUCCAGCAGCUGUCGGUGAGGACAGAAGAGGUUCCCCCCGAGCAGCAGGAGUGGAGCCCCAGUCUGGACCAGGACCCACCAGAGCUGCCACACAUUAAAGAGGAGCAGGAGGAGCUCUGGACCAGUCUGGAGGGAGAGCAGCUUCGAGGGCUGGAGGAGGCCGAUAUCACCGAGUUCCCAUUCGCUCCUGUGAAGAGUGAAGAAGAUGAUGAUGAUGAAGAGAAACCUCAGUCCUCGCAGCUUCAUCAAAGCCAAACUGAAGAGAACAGACCAGCCAAUGAGGACGAAACUUCAAACCUUCUGGAAGCUCAGACUGAAGACAGCAAUGGUUGGAUGGAGACCAGAGAACCUCAGUCAGGUUUAGAUGCUCUGAAUAAUAAUGUCAUUAUUAACCUCCUCGUAAGUGAGGAGGGCUGCGAUAAUGGUACAAAAUCAUUCACCUGCUCUGAGUGUCAUAAAGGUUUCAACCGCAAGGCAACGCUGAAGAGACACAUGAGGUGUCAUACAGGUGAAAAGCCUUACAGUUGUUCAGUUUGUAAGAGACGUUUCAGGUGGAGUGGCGAUGUUGCGGACCACAUGAGAAUCCACACGGGGGAGAAACCAUACAGUUGCUCGGUUUGCAACAAAAGCUUUGCAAUGCGCCGAAUCUUAGUCACUCACAUGAGGUGUCAUACGGGGGAAAAGCCUUACAGUUGUUCAGUUUGUAAGAAACACUUUAAAUGGAGUGGAGACCUUGUGACACACAUGAGAAGCCACACGGGGGAGAAACCUUUUAUGUGCAGCGAUUGUGGAAAAAGCUUCAUAAAACACGGGACUCUCACGAGACACAUGAGAGUCCAUACUGGGGAGAGACCGUACGUCUGCUCGUUCUGUAGGAAAGGGUUUUGUCAGAAAGGAGAUCUGACCACGCACGUGAGAACCCACACAGGCGAGAAGCCAUUCAGCUGCAGAGUUUGUAAAAGAAACUUCUCUCACUCGUACCGCGUCAAAAACCACAAGUGUGUUGUUGAGAGUAGCGGUCAGUGAAGCGGCUGAGUUGAAUUAUUCAGUCGUGGUGGAAAAAAAACCUUCCCGUGUGGAAUCCCUUCUUACCCACCUCAGAGUGUGGAAACGAUGUAAAACGCUUGAAAGUAAAACAAAACAAAUAUUUCUCCAAAACGUGGAGAACAAAACCAAUUCGUGAUAACUCAUUUUGUCAGUUACAAUCCGCAGCCCUGUGUUCACGGAGAAGAAAAGUUACAGACGCGUCUGAAACGUGGACACGAGAGAAAGUGACAUUUGUCUCCUGAUUUAGUCUACGCAGCAACAGGCUUGUUUUUAACCCAGUUAUAAGAAAACGAACUCUUGUUUUUAUUAUUAUUUAUCCUUGAAUUCAUCUUGUAUGUUAGGCCUGUGGCCACACGACAGCUGUCCUAAUAAACCAGGCACACAAAAACACAUACUUUCAUGUGCUAUAAAUAAAGUUUCAGAUUUGAGAAAAAGA